GUACUUCCAUCUUGCAUACGCCAAUGUUUACGCCAGUUGGAAUUUAUUCCACAAAUACCCAUUGUAUGUGACACGACCAGCAGUUCCGGAGCCACCGACAAUUGCGAAUUUCACGGUGAUACCCAAGUGCAGUUUCCAGCGCAGUUGUCAAUGAAGUGCCACUCAAGUUCGGUGCAACAUUCAAGUCUGGUCUCACACGCUUGAUAAAUAUCAGAGGACCCGAAUUCGGCCUCAACCAAACUGGCAGCUGGGGACUAUUUUUUGAUCUCGACAAUAUCGCGGCGUUGGUGAACGGAACGAAGCAAUUUGACCAUCAAAUUGUGUCGGAUGGCGUCUCAGUUACGGUGUGCUAUGUACGGCCAGAUCGACCAGAACCAGUAAUAUCGGACGACGAAUUGCUCUGUGAAUAUGAAGCUCUGACAUUUUGGUAUGUGCUUGGCAUCGAUCCCGGAAUGCGAACGUGGAAUGCUACUGUACGACGAGAUGUACGCACCGAAGAGGUCAACAUGAAAACAUCGAGCAAACGGUACCACUAUGACACCAAACAUGGCAUUCGCAAGAAUAAGGGUGAACAAUUGACGCGACUGUUCACAUUUGAAGAAGAGUGCGAUCGCAACCGAAUCCAGAGUGAUAUCAAAGAGAUGCCAUCGCCACGCGGCACAACAUGGAGUUGGUACAUAGGUCUUUCUCAGCUGCUUGGCUUACCGGUGCAUCCAGCAUUAGCGCGGCCAGCCAGAAAUGCAAACAAUAUCGGCAAUCCAUAAUGAUGACAUCGUCACCAGCAUUCAUUCCAAUACCAAUUCUUAAUUGAUAAAAUUAGUUUUUAACGACAGUUUUUAAUUAUGAAGUUAGUUUUUAACGAUCGUUAGCUCGCUAGCCUUGUAAUUUGUGGGCUAGUGUUUGUACUAGGUGUAAUUUUGUCUAGUACCGACGGUACAUACACUCUUGGACCAAAUUGAGAGGACAACCUCGAAAUUUUUUUACCAAUGAUUAUUUCAUGAACGUAAUUAGUUUUUAUUAUUCAAACAUUUGUGUCGCU
Molecule: messenger RNA, 1039 nt
Organism: Sitodiplosis mosellana (orange wheat blossom midge)
Lineage: Eukaryota; Metazoa; Arthropoda; Insecta; Diptera; Cecidomyiidae
Exons: 2
Coding region: 453-764 (103 amino acids)
Source: RefSeq, a predicted model, not a curated record